Molecule: messenger RNA, 1603 nt
Organism: Jaculus jaculus (lesser Egyptian jerboa)
Lineage: Eukaryota; Metazoa; Chordata; Mammalia; Rodentia; Dipodidae
Product: NADH-cytochrome b5 reductase 1
Exons: 9
Coding region: 63-980 (305 amino acids)
Cellular component (GO): mitochondrion
Molecular function (GO): oxidoreductase activity; FAD binding
Source: RefSeq, a predicted model, not a curated record
CCUGGCCCGCCCCGCGGCGCAUUGUGGGAUCUGUCUGACAACGGAGGGCAGCGCUCGCGGUCAUGGGGCUCCAGCCGAGCUCAGUCCUGCUAGCCUCUCUGGGGGUGGGGCUGCUUACUCUGCUGGGCCUGGCUCUGGGUACCUACCUGGUUCGAAAGUCCCGCCGGCCCCGAGUUACUCUGCUGGACCCCGAUGAGAAGUACCCGCUGCGACUCCUGGACAAGACAACUGUGAGCCACAACACCAGGAGGUUCCGCUUUGCCCUGCCCACCGCCCAGCACAUUCUGGGGCUGCCCGUGGGCAAACAUGUUUACCUCUCCGCCCGAAUUGAUGGUAGCCUUGUCAUCAGGCCAUACACUCCUGUCACCAGUGAUGAAGACCAUGGCUAUGUUGAUCUUGUCAUCAAGGUCUACCUGAAGGGUGUGCACCCCAAAUUUCCUGAGGGAGGGAAGAUGUCUCAGUACCUGGAUAGCCUGAAGAUUGGGGAUGUGGUGGAGUUCCGAGGGCCAAGUGGGUUGCUUGCUUACACUGGGAAAGGGACUUUCAACAUUCAGCCCAACAAGAAAUCUCCACCAGAACAGAGAGUGGCAAAGAAACUGGGAAUGAUUGCUGGGGGCACAGGAAUUACCCCAAUGCUGCAGCUGAUCCGGGCAAUCCUGAAAGUCCCUGAUGAUCCUACCCAAUGCUUUCUACUUUUUGCCAACCAGACUGAAAAAGACAUCAUCCUACGGGAGGACCUAGAGGAAUUGCAGGCCCAGUAUCCCAGUCGCUUUAAGCUCUGGUUCACUCUGGACCUUCCCCCAGCAGAUUGGGCCUACGGCAAGGGCUUUGUGACCGCCGACAUGAUCCGCGAGCACCUGCCCGCCCCCUCAGAUGACGUGCUGCUGCUGCUCUGUGGGCCACCACCGAUGGUGCAGCUGGCCUGCCAUCCCAACUUGGACAAGCUGGGCUACUCACAAAAGAUGCGGUUCACCUACUGAACAUCUCCCAGCCUCCCUGGUCUCAUGUGUGCAGUGUUCCCAGUGAGUUCUCAAACACUGUAAGUCCUAGAUGCCUCUCCUGAGAACAUCAGCCUUUUGUGUCUGGAGCUGAACAAUGGAUGGUGCCUGAAGCAACUGUACUCCUGGAGCCAUGGACUAGGAAGUCCAAGGCUGAAUUGCUCCCUGAAAGCCUCCCCAAUUCACCCCAGGAAAGGUCCAGGUGAGGCCUUUAGAGUCCCUGGGUCGGGAUGAAAGGAGCCAUGGCGCGUUUGUUCUAAGCCUGGCUGAUUCUUUGAGGACAUCAUACUCUCGCCUUCUUUGUGUCUGUGAUAAAAGGGAUAGACUGUGCAGUGCAUUUUACUCAAUAUUCAUCCUUAGCCUGUGGGAAAGUCUUACUUAUGUGAGUGCAAGUUGAGUGGACUUGUAGACAUAAUCGUAUAGAAACAGAAGGAAAGAGAAUUUAUUUUUCCAGAACUCUGAUUUCAAAGUAAAGAGUCUGAAAUACAUAUUUGUGUCUUUGUCUCUCAGCCUGUGUGCCCCAGCUGAAGAAAAUAGCUACCUACAAUCUAAAACUGUUGCUUAUAUGAGGAGUUUGGCUGUUCAAAUAAAUGGACUGAAGCCUU